AUGGGGCCACUGAUUGACGUGGUGAAAGAGGAGGUGCUGGCAGCAGUGAGAGAGGAGCUGGGUGCACAUAAGCAGGAGGUGAAUGAUUUGCGGCAGAUGUUGCCUGUUGUGGAGGAGAAGAAUGAGGCAACUACUGCUGUGGUGGAGGGGAGGGAGAGAGAGGUGACUGCAGUGAAGAAGGAGGUGAAUGUAGUGAAAGGGGAGGUAAUGGCAGUGAAGGGGGAGGUGAUUGAAGUGAAGGGGGAGGUGAAUGCAGUGAAGGGGGAGGUGUCUGCAGUGAAGGGGGAGGUGAUUGCAGUGAAGGGGGAGGUGUCAGCCGUGAAGGGGGAGGUGUCAGCCGUUAAGGGGGAAUUGGCAUCAGUGAAGAGGGUGGUGGCAGCAGCAUUGACGAGUAAGGUGGCGGUGGCAGGGCAGAGUGAACAACUGGUGGAGGAGAGGUGCGUUGUGUAG
Messenger RNA from Closterium sp. Naga37s-1, 450 nucleotides. NCBI's taxonomy places the organism in Eukaryota, Viridiplantae, Streptophyta, Zygnematophyceae, Desmidiales, Closteriaceae. The record is from the annotation of a GenBank genome assembly.